AUGCUUAAAUUUAAGAGAGUGUAUCACUUCUCCAAGUGGCCAAUAGUUGAUCUUCUAGACUACAAUCAUCAAAUUAACUUGCUUAAAUCACAACUUCCUAAACCAAAUAUAUAAUAACUUCUAGGCCCUAAUUAUGAGAAAUAUUAACAAGCAUCUAUUUAAAUAGACUAUAUUUCUCAUUAGUAAGAGCCUUCAGAAAUAUAAAUACUUUCCCCAGAUCAUCCUGAAUUUAAGUAAACUGAUAGGAUCUUUUCCACUUUUGAUUAACUCUAAUAAAUUAGAGAAACAGAAUCCUUAAAGCAUUAAAAGUUUGCUUUAAAAGAAAUUGAAGAGGAUGAUAUAUUUACUGUUGAUGCCAUGUAAUCAUACAAACCUAAACUCACUUGCGACAAUCUAACAGAGAAUCAAUUAUUGUUAAUUAAUAUUCCUAUUAAUGUUACCAUCAAAGAAAUUUAGGAUUUUGUUUACUCUCAAACUUAAUAAUAAGUUUAAGUUCAACUUCACACUUGCUCCCUUAAUAUGAAUGCUUAUGCUACUCUCACUUUUUAAAAUUAAGCUGAAUAAUAUAAAUCAUAAUUACAUCUUACCAAAUUCAAUGGAAUUUUAUAAGAAUGCAAAUCUCUUCACAAUACUGGAGAAGAAUCUCCAUUCAAUAGAACAGUUGUAAUUACUAACAUUAAUAAAACUCUUUCACUUUAAGAUGUAUUACAUACUGUUGGAUAAUAUGGAAGAGUCUUAAAUGCUGUCGUUCCUUUAGAAAUUGAAAAUCCUGAUCUUCCACUUUAUGAAGAUAUCAUUCAUACCUUAACUGAACCAUGUAAAUUAGAAAUCCUUAAUGUAUAAACAGGAUAAACAGAAAUUGAAUUCUAUCCUAAUUUUGAACAAUUUGAAUAACUUUAUAAAAAUUGUAAGAAUUUAUUUAGUAAAUCUUAGUUCCUGAGUAUUAUGAUCCAAAUCUUGAGUUGACUUUAUUUGAAUAUCAAUAAUAAAAAGAUUAAAAAUAAGAUUAAUUUAGACUUUUUAGAUUACUAAAUCAAAAAACUAUUAAGUGUCUAAAGGUUCCCUCCAAUAUUAAAGAAGAUUAUAAAAAAUUAUGGAUUCCAUAAAUAAACGUAGAAGCUCCAAAAGAAAAUCUACAAUAUUAAUUAUAUGCUAAAACUUAUAAAAAUAGAGGAUAUUGUGUUUGUACAUUUUCAAGUAAAGCUAUGGCUUAAAGAGCAUUAUAUGCUAUUAAUGCUGCAGGUUCUUAAGAUUUAUCUGUAUUACCAUUACCUCUUUUGAAUACACCUAAUUUUUAUCCUGAAAAUACAACUCAUAGUAAUCAAGAAAAAUAUGGUGGUAAAUUUAGAAUUGAAAAUUUGGCAUAUCCUAAAUUAAGAGCUAUGAAAUCUUGGGAAGAUUUAGAAUUGUAUUAAAUUGAUUUAAUUUAUAAUCUUAAAUAACUUGAAAAAUUUAGGAAUUAAAUUUCUUAAAUUAGAGAUUAAACAAUAGAAGCAAUUUAAACUAAUGAAAAUACUUAUUAAAAAAAUCUUGAAGAGAAAAAAGAAAAAGUUAAAUAAAAAGCUUAUUCUGAAUUAAAUAAAACUGAUGAAUAUAAAAAGUUUGUUGAGAAUAAUAGUUUUUCUGAAUCUUUAGCAUCUUUUGAAGAUAGUGUAGCAGUUGUACCUGAAGCUAAACCUGGAAGAAAAUUUGAUUUAUCUAUUCAAAAUGAAUAAUAUCAAAAUUUUGUUGAUGCUAUCAAGGAUAGAGCAUAAUCAUUAAAAUUGAGAGAAACAGAAUAUGCAGAUAAAUUAGUCAAAAAAUAUUAAACAAUUUUUUUACCUGAUACUAUAUCAAGAAAUUUAGAGAAGAAUGUUGAGAAAUCAGAUGAUACAUUAUUAUCUCUAUUGUAAACUAGAGUAUUAAGUAGUUAUUAACAAAAAGAGGUUAAUAUGAAAAAGUAUAUUUCAAAAUCUUCUAAAAUGAUGAGUUAAGGUGCUAUGUAUGCAGCAUCAGUUGAUAUGUAAUUUAAAAGAAUUGGAGAAAUAUUUUCUGCAAUUAAAAAAAAAGGUAAAUAUGUUUAAGAAGAAGCAAAUAGAGAUUCAAAAGAGGCUAUGGCAAAAAUUGCAUUAAAGAAAAAAAAAUUCAAACGUUAUUUUAGUAGCACAAUAACUAAUCCAGUUUAUUUAAAGAAAUUAGCUUUAUAGAAACAUGAAGAAUUUUUGGAAUAUAUUAGAAAAAUGUUAUUGGGAUUUGAUUCUUAAAAUGAAAGUUUAAUAGCUAUCCAUCCUUUGAAUCAUAAAGAUCAAUUAAAAGUAAGCUUGGCUCUUGCUAAAGAUGAUUAGGGAAAUGAAUUUUUGAAUGAAAAAAUCAUAAAUUAUGUUAAAGAGUUUGAUAUUACUGAUGAAACACGUGAUUUAAUUCGAUAACAAGAGGCAAAUAGAAAACAUUUAAUGAGCAUGAUAACAAAAGAUUAGAUUGCUAGAAUUAAGGACUUUUCUAAAUAAUCAUAUACAUAAAAAUUAAUAUCAUUAGACAAGCAUGGAAUAACUACGGAAACUUUUGAAGUUACAGAUAAUGAAGUUGAUAUUAAAUAAAUGGUUAAUGAUUUAAAUAAUUUUGUUGCUAUUGGUUCUGAAAAAUAUGAUUUUGUUAUUGAUAAUUUAGCAAAAAAAAGAUAUAUUGUUAAAAGUGAGAAACCAUUUGUAAAAUACGAUUUAGAUUCAUUUUCAAUUAAGGAUAUUGGAUUUUAAAAUUUAGAAAAAGAAGUAAAUUAUAAAAUAUGAUUAUUUUUAGUUUGUAAGUCUUUUACACAAAAAUGGAAUUUCAAAUGAUAAAGCUGUAGAAAUGCUUAAGGCCUUGGAAAAUGAUGGUUAAAUUUCUGAGGAGAUUUUAAACUUGAUUGAUCAAUUACCUGAAAAUGAAGAAACUGAUUACGAAAAAAUCUAUUAAAAUUAAGGAUUAACAAGAAAAUGUAAAUUUUUAUUAAUAUAUUAGAAUAUGAGUUAGCAAAAUCAUUAGAUUUCAGAAAUAAUUUAGAUGAAAUUUAAAAUGAUAUCAAUUAGUAAGCAUACUUAAAAGAUAUUUCCAAAAAGUAUUCCCCAAUGACAAAUGAUACAUUCGUAAGGGAUAAGGAGCAAGGAAAAUUAAAGAUAAAAAAUAAAAAAGGUAAAUUCUUAGUACCAAAGUAGAAAAAAUAUUGAAUUUUAAAUUGUUUUAUUAUAAUGCAGU
Paramecium sonneborni is the source of this 3210-nucleotide messenger RNA. The record is from the annotation of a GenBank genome assembly. NCBI's taxonomy places the organism in Eukaryota, Ciliophora, Oligohymenophorea, Peniculida, Parameciidae.